Messenger RNA from Stegastes partitus (bicolor damselfish), 1031 nucleotides. It is a transcript of the gene lsm1, whose product is annotated as LSM1, U6 small nuclear RNA associated. Lineage: Eukaryota; Metazoa; Chordata; Actinopteri; Pomacentridae. Gene Ontology annotation, biological process: deadenylation-dependent decapping of nuclear-transcribed mRNA. Gene Ontology annotation, cellular component: Lsm1-7-Pat1 complex; P-body. The record is from RefSeq and is a predicted model, not a curated record. The transcript is spliced from 4 exons. The coding region runs from base 121 to 522 and encodes 133 amino acids. Gene Ontology annotation, molecular function: mRNA binding.
GAAGUUUAUCCUGAGCUUGUAUAAAGCUUCCUGUGCUCCUGUUGAAAGAAACAUAUUUUGAAACAUUCAUGGCUUGACUGUACAAAACAGAUAUAAGAAGUAAACACACAGAAGCCCAAGAUGAACUACGUACCAGGGACAGCCAGCCUCAUUGACGACAUCGACAAGAAGCACCUGGUGCUGCUACGAGAUGGCAGAACGCUGAUCGGUUACCUCAGAAGCAUUGAUCAGUUUGCCAAUUUAGUUUUUCACCAGACAGUUGAGCGCAUCCACGUGGGGAAAAAGUUUGGUGACAUCCCCAGAGGAAUAUUCAUUGUGAGAGGAGAAAAUGUGGUGCUGCUUGGAGAGAUAGAUGUGGACAAGCCCUGCGACACGGUGCUGCAGCAGGUCUCCAUCGAAGAGAUCCUGGAGGAGCAGCGGUUGCAGCAGCAAACCAAACAGGAGACGGAGAAAGUCAAAAUGCAGGUCCUGAAGGAUCGAGGCCUUUCCAUACCCAAAGCCGAUAAUUUGGACGAAUACUAACACCGCCUUGUUUCCAUGAGCCUCUUUCUCAGUUUGUAUGGGACUGAUCAGUUUUAUGUUGAAUUGGAGCGCGCAUGAGCGCAUCUUUUUUUCCUUAAUGGGGCAGAGGACAGCAUCAUUCUGGGUCUCUCUACUGUAGCGUACUGUAUCAAUUUCAUUUGAAUUCUCUGGGGGGGAAUGUGAUCGGCUGGUUGUUCUCAGUUUUACAUUUCAUGGUGACAGUAGAAAAAAAAUGUGUUUAUCUGUGAGCACUAUGUUGGCAAUUUAGCAAUCAUUCUACAGCAGCACUUUGAAUUCUGUAACAUGAUGAAUCUUUUUGUUUUUGAGAUUGUGAGUCGGCUAUUGACAAAAAACACUUUUCUUUUCUUUUUUUUGCUCCAUUAAAGAAUUUAGUUUUUCAUUAUGAAAGGCCUGCUUGGAAAAGUAGUGUCAUUUCAUCACCUCUCGAUGCUGCCCAGUCUCUGUUUGUCUGUUUUAUUUCAUGCAUUAAAGGCACUAACAGCGAAAAA